AUUGGUGACGAGCCUACGGCCAAUUGCUGGAGCUGUUGUUCCCCAGUGGAAGAGCCGGUCGGGGAGGGAGGAAAGAGUCAAGAUGGUGUUGGAAAGUACUAUGGUUUGCGUGGACAACAGUGAGUACAUGCGGAAUGGGGACUUCCUGCCCACCAGACUGCAGGCCCAGCAAGACGCCGUCAACAUCGUGUGUCACUCAAAGACCCGCAGCAACCCCGAGAACAACGUGGGGCUCAUCACGCUUGCCAAUGACUGUGAGGUGCUGACCACGCUCACCCCCGACACCGGCCGCAUCCUCUCCAAGCUGCACACUGUGCAGCCCAAGGGCAAGAUCACCUUCUGCACUGGCAUCCGCGUGGCCCACCUGGCCCUGAAGCACCGGCAGGGCAAGAACCACAAGAUGCGCAUCAUCGCCUUCGUCGGGAGCCCCGUGGAGGACAACGAGAAGGAUCUGGUGAAGCUGGCUAAGCGCCUCAAGAAAGAAAAAGUCAAUGUUGACAUAAUCAAUUUUGGGGAAGAGGAAGUGAACACAGAAAAGCUGACAGCCUUUGUAAACACACUGAAUGGCAAAGAUGGAACUGGUUCUCACCUGGUUACGGUGCCGCCUGGACCCAGCCUGGCUGACGCGCUCAUCAGCUCUCCGAUCCUGGCUGGGGAAGGCGGUGCCAUGCUGGGCCUGGGAGCCAGUGACUUUGAGUUUGGAGUGGAUCCCAGUGCUGACCCCGAGCUGGCCCUGGCCCUGCGCGUCUCUAUGGAAGAGCAGCGGCAACGGCAAGAAGAGGAGGCCCGGCGGGCAGCGGCUGCCUCUGCGGCGGAGGCUGGGAUCGCCACGGCUGGGGCUGAAGGUGAAAGAGACUCGGAUGACGCCCUGCUGAAGAUGACCAUAAGCCAGCAGGAGUUCAGCCGCUCGGGGCUCCCAGACCUGAGCAGCAUGACAGAAGAGGAGCAGAUUGCGUAUGCCAUGCAGAUGUCCCUGCAAGGUGCAGAGUUUGGCCAGGCCGAGUCGGCAGACCUGGACGCCAACUCAGCUAUGGACACGUCGGAGCCGGCUAAGGAGGAGGAUGAUUACGACGUGAUGCAGGACCCCGAGUUCCUUCAGAGCGUCCUGGAGAACCUGCCAGGUGUGGAUCCCAACAAUGAAGCCAUUCGAAAUGCCAUGGGCUCCCUGGCCUCCCAGGCCACCAAGGAUGGCAAGAAAGACAAGAAGGAGGAGGACAAGAAGUGAGACUCGAGAGACAGGGUGGCUGAUUGCCCAGGUUGGGAUGGCAUAUAGUGCUACAGAGAUUGUAGCCAUUGCAGUUCAAUAAAGUUCAUCAAAUUUU
This is a messenger RNA of Ochotona curzoniae (black-lipped pika), 1322 nucleotides long. It is a transcript of the gene PSMD4, whose product is annotated as proteasome 26S subunit ubiquitin receptor, non-ATPase 4. The transcript is spliced from 10 exons. Gene Ontology annotation, biological process: proteasome-mediated ubiquitin-dependent protein catabolic process. The record is from RefSeq and is a predicted model, not a curated record. Bases 83 to 1225 code for a protein of 380 amino acids. Lineage: Eukaryota; Metazoa; Chordata; Mammalia; Lagomorpha; Ochotonidae. Gene Ontology annotation, molecular function: polyubiquitin modification-dependent protein binding. Gene Ontology annotation, cellular component: proteasome regulatory particle, base subcomplex; cytosol; nucleus.